This is a messenger RNA of Centropristis striata (black sea bass), 2547 nucleotides long. It is a transcript of the gene muc13b, whose product is annotated as mucin 13b, cell surface associated. The transcript has 13 exons. The coding region runs from base 49 to 1665 and encodes 538 amino acids. Gene Ontology annotation, biological process: cell-cell junction assembly. The record is from RefSeq and is a predicted model, not a curated record. Lineage: Eukaryota; Metazoa; Chordata; Actinopteri; Perciformes; Serranidae.
UCUGGCUUUCUUUCUAGCGGUGAAAAUUGAUCUUAAAGUUAUUUUCCAAUGGCUCGAGAAUUUAAACAGCUCUUUGUCCUUGUCUGGCUGUUAGCAGCCUGUCUUGCUACGACCACAGCAGUAUCACCGACCACAGCAGACCCAGCUACCACAACUGAAGCUCCUACGACCACAGCAGACCAAACUACCACAGCUGAAGUGCCUACGACGACCACAGCAGCUACGACCACAGCAGAAUCACCCUCCACAACGACCACAGCAGACCCAAUUACCACAACUGAAGUGCCUACGACGACCACAGCAGACUCAACUGCCACAACUGAAACUGCUCAAACAACCACAGCAGGCCCAACUACCACAAAAGCUCCGGCUACUACAGAACUUCCAGACCCUUGUGAUGCAAUGCCAUGUAAGGAUGGCAGCACCUGUGUGCGUCAUGCAGAUCAAGAAUUUGUAUGCUGGUGUUUGACUGGUGAAACCUAUAAUAAGGAAACUGAAAGUUGUGACAGUGCCAAAGUUUUUCCUGGACAACUCGACCUGCCUGCAAUAGUAUAUGUGGACGCUAUGGCUAACCCGACGUCAGAUGAAUUUAAAGAUACCUCGAAAAAGAUUAUUUCCGUGCUGGAUAAAGAGUACAAAUCAACUACUGGUUACUCUGAAUCUAAAGUGCUGAAAAUCACAAAGGGGCCAGUGCCAAAGGUUGGGUCCAGGUCAGAACCUGGGGUCAUUGCAGAAACAGAGAUCAUCUUCAAAAAUGAUGCUAAAGUGACAGAAAAGGAAUUUUCAGACAUUAUGGACACAAAAGUCAUUUGUAAGUCAGGUUGUGGCCUGAGCGGAUCAUUUGAAGAGGGAGACCUGUGUGAUACGGCUUGUAAUAAAGCAUCUACAAAAUGUGACUCAAAAGCUGGAACUUUUAACUGUAGCUGUUUGGAUGGCUACAUCAAGUCGAAGUUCAGUGACAGAGAGUGCAUUGCUUGUCCUAGUGGUGAAAAAGUUAAUGCAGAGACCAACGACUGUGUCCCUUGUUCAUUUGGUCGUUCUGGCUUUAACUGCGAAGAAACAUGGGAGCUGGCCCUGGUGAUUGUCGGCUCUGUGUUUGGGGGACUGCUGCUCAUCGCAAUCAUUCUUCUGCCUAUUUUGGCACUCAAAUCCCCAAAGAAGAGUUCCAAGAAGGACAAGAAGGACAAAAAGGCAGACAUUGGGAAUGCUUUGGUCAGCCAGCUUCCAGCCAAGAAAACAUUUGUGAACACCAGCUUUGCCAACAGCCAGGCAGCCACGGGUAAUGGGCAAGCCAAUGGCCUGUCAGCCUAUGCCAAUGCUGGGGUGCCUAGGAUCCCACGGGCCUCAACCAACAACAGCUGGAACAGCAGGACCAACCUGGAGAUGACUCCGAGCAACAGUCGGCAAAACCUGAUCAGUGCAGGGAGGCGGUUCGACGACCAUGAAGACAUGAACCGAUUUGGUCGACCUCAGAGCAGCCUCUAUGCUCAGACUCAACCUCAGACCAACCCCUAUGCGCAGUCCCGACCACAGACCAACCCCUAUGCGCAGUCCCGACCACAGACCAACCCAUAUGCGCAGUCCCGACCACAGACCAACCCAUAUGCUCAGAGCAAGGGCCACAACAACCCUUACUUCAUGUAUGACGAUGAAAGACUCAAUUAAUGAGGAAACACUCAGUUCUUCCUACAGUGACAUUUACCCUAAUCAAAAACUGGUGGGAGUUUUGUUGAAAACUCCACAAAUUUCUUUUCUUUUUCUUCGAUAACUUUGCUCCAUUAAUACAUCAUUAUGGUGAGAGUUGUAAACACAGUGGUUUCACAGUGCAGUUGUGUGAACUAAAUGCUAAAUGAUUAUAAGUUGUCAUUAUUUAGUCUUGUCUUUCCUUCUUGGUGAAAGUUUGGGGUAUGGUUUCAGUUUGGUUAGUUUGUGUUUGUCAGGAGGAUUGUUAAAAAACCACUCUCCCCAUUUUCAUGAAACUUGGAAAAAGAGUGUAGCAUGAGGCCAAGAAAGACCGCAAAACAUUUUGGAGCGGGUCUGAAUCACAAGGCUGAUACACAAAUUAUUUUUCACUUUAUUUUACAUUCAUAGAUGGGGCAUGACGUUAACGGAGGUCUGUGCACUCAAAGUGUCUAUUCAUAGCUGUUUAAUGCCAUUGAAACCCUAAACAUUUGAAACAUUGCACAGUUUGCUUCUCACUCAUCUAUGAAUUUGCAGUAAUCAUUUUCUGUGUAAAAUGUGUUUAUGAUGAGUCACAAUUUUAUGUUUAUGUUUAACUCAGUUUUUGUGAAUGAGGUGAGUUUCUUUUGUAAUAAUAAAAUUUAAUGAGUUAUUCCUCUCAAAUAGGGCAUGUUAGGUCCCUAUUUAUAUAUUUCAGUAUGAUUUGUGUGAAAUGUUUACUACAUUGAAAUUGUUUUGCCUAUUUUGUACAAAUGAGAGUAUAUUUUUAUUUUUAACCACUUUUCUGUCUGGUUAAUACCAAACUGUCAGUCAACAUAAAUAUAAUAUAACAUAAAUAUAAUAUAAUGUUAUAUUUGCCACCUAUUU